Amorphotheca resinae ATCC 22711 is the source of this 1788-nucleotide messenger RNA. RefSeq lists its product as hypothetical. Lineage: Eukaryota; Fungi; Ascomycota; Leotiomycetes; Helotiales; Amorphothecaceae. The record is from RefSeq and is a predicted model, not a curated record. The transcript has a single exon. Bases 247 to 1407 code for a protein of 386 amino acids.
UGCUAUUCCUUCUCUCAGCGGCGACCGGUCGACGAUACUGCACUUAUCAGCUCGACGCGUAAGUUCUCACUCGACUUUUUGCCAAUGUUGGUUCUAGAGCAACUCGAUCAUUGGGCACACCUUUCCGCCGACACAUAUGCAACACACAGCUAAAGAGGCACGGCUGACGCUCCUCAGAAUUUAUCAUACGGCCCUGCGCAUUCCCAAGAUUGAGGGAACCUUCCCUGACGUCCCAGGAACUUCACGAUGAGCGCAUCCGAAUCCAGUACUCCUCCCCCAAGCACACCAGUUCCGGCGGCUAAACAAUCGGCCAACGCUUCGAAAGUGCCUCUACUGGGCGAAGGUUUCCAAGAAUCUACAAACCCUCGGCUGUCGAAAUCGACGGACGUCGACAGCAGCGAUGGUGAACCCGAUGUUGGUGAAACAACAAGGGAAGAUCUAAAAUUUGGAAAGCGAAGAUUAUUUGGCUUUGGGAAAAAGAAGAGGGAUGGAGAGAAGGCGACGGGGAAGGAAGAAGAUGAAAUUGCACCAAGCGUAAAUGCUCGUAAUGCAGACGUCCCAAUUGCACAACCUGCCGCCCAAAGGUUCCCAACACAGACAUCUCCCUCCCGCUCAAAUGAACGGUACCAGUCACCCUCCUCGCCGCAGCGAAAUCUCUACUCAUCAUCGCCCCGCGUUGUAUCACCAGCGGGCUCGCAAAUAUUCGAACGCGAUGUACAAGAGAGUACCUUACCGGUGCCCAAUUCGCCCGCGAUCCCGUCCCAUAUUCAGAGAGAAAACUACAUCCCACCCGUAUUAGAUGCUUCUUCUGAAGCUAUCACCAAUAGCACACUCGACCCAGAUACCGUCGAGAUAAUCAUGCACUCCUCCCACCAGCCGGCAGCAGUAACUGUUACCGGGGUAGGAAACAAUGAGGUCACACCAGGAGCUUGGCCGGAUGAGUUGGUUGCACAUCCAGACAAAGACGACGCAGCAUCGUAUUAUGGUGCCAUUGAUAGUGCGGACGUGCGCCGACUGAGCUUCAUCUCCUUUUCAGACAUUGUGCAAUCAGAGCACAUUGAUCAUGCCGGGAGCAGAGAUUCGAUAUACGUUGCAGGACUUGGUUCAUUGUCAUCAGGACACAACCAAUCUCCUUCACCAGUUCGAUCGCCAGUUUCGUCUACGGGGUUGGGAACUUCUCCUCCGACGAGCAAAUCGGCGUCAAUCAAAGGCGUUGAUCUUUCACCAAGAGGGAGACCUCUGGGAAGUCCAUUACUGCCAUAUCCGCCUCUCAGCGGCGGAGAAUUAACAAUUGAAACAAUGAGUCAAGCUCUGAGAAAAACGGGAAGCGGAGAUCUCAGUGGUUUUCGAAGCCAACCCCUGAGUCCUUCGAGUCCAGACGGGCACUCUGAUCGAGCUUUCAAGUAAGAAUACGUGGGGUUGGCCGGCAUUGUUAGGUGCGGUCCAUUUGGAAAUGUUAUACUUUCUAUGAUAUGAAACCUGAGAAAGAGAUGACCGUCAGGGCUUUCUUUUGAGAAUUUUGGGAUGAACGGAGAUCAUCGGAGCAGGGAGGUCUUGUCUUCAAUGUGUCGCUCGAUUGAGCUGACGCAGGUGUUAUGGCUGGGAAUCUUCACUUUUCCUGUUCUUUUAACACGGCCGAUGUCUGGCUGAUGAGUAGUUAGGGAAUAGGGAAUUACAUACAAGCACGUUGUCCACACAUGCUGGUGGGCCCCUGGAACGGAGGUUAUAUAUACUGUAUACUGUGUACUUUGUUUGUACUGUGUAGAUGCCAAUAUCUUGGUUGCCUCU